Molecule: messenger RNA, 884 nt
Organism: Limulus polyphemus (Atlantic horseshoe crab)
Lineage: Eukaryota; Metazoa; Arthropoda; Merostomata; Xiphosura; Limulidae
Exons: 2
Source: RefSeq, a predicted model, not a curated record
GUAAUGAAAAGACGAAGUCAAGUACAGUUGGCCAUUCGGUAUUGUCAAGUUCGGACAGUGAAAAUGGAUCUUCUCAUGCUAGAAGACAUCAAGAUGGUUGUGAAGACCUUUUUACAGAAAGAUUUUCCCAAUUGCAUACUUCCAUAUUGGAAAGUUCUGAUGAGAGGGUCAGUGUAUUUACACAACAAAAUAUGAAGAUAAAUAAUCCUCAGAACAUAAAGCGGAAACUCACAAGUGAUGAGACUGUUGUAAACAAACCUCUAACAGCAUAUAAUAAAGUAGAUAACAGACCCGAAUCUUUGUGCCAAAAUUCUAGUGAUAAAUGUUUAGAAUCAGAAACAGAGACUGGAAAGAAACAAGGAAUGAGAUUAGAACUGUCUCAAAAUGUGGAAAAAGACGAAUCAUCCCUUCGGCAUGGCCAAACAACACCAACCCCAGACAUAAGCAUUAGUCCAACAUCUACGAGCAGUUCUACUACCCCAACAACUUCGAACCGAGAUCCUGAUUCCUACCCCUCCACUCCUCUGGAUUCAAACCCUCCCUCUCCGUUACAGAACUUGAAAAACAAGUUUUUGUUUGUUGAAAGUACACCCGAGACUGUUGCCCAGGCCCAUAAUCUAAUUUUCCCAGAGACUCCUGGAAGCAUAAGUGGCCAAAGUCCUAAUAGAUUGCCUAACAGGGGAAGCUCUUGUGGAGUCUUCUCUGUAGAUCUAAGUUUGAUGAAAUCCCUCCGUCUUUUUCCUAACAAUAAAGAGUGCACCUGUGGACAGUUGGUUAUUGCAAGCAGAGAAAGUCAGUACAAGAUUCUUCAUUUUCACAAUGGAGGGCUGGAAAAACUAGCUAGUGUCUUCGAGGAAUGGGAUUUUCUCAGUAAAUCUAAAAAG